Sciurus carolinensis (gray squirrel) is the source of this 546-nucleotide messenger RNA. It is a transcript of the gene Npy, whose product is annotated as neuropeptide Y. Gene Ontology annotation, cellular component: extracellular region. The transcript has 4 exons. The record is from RefSeq and is a predicted model, not a curated record. Gene Ontology annotation, molecular function: neuropeptide Y receptor binding; neuropeptide hormone activity. The coding region runs from base 100 to 393 and encodes 97 amino acids. NCBI's taxonomy places the organism in Eukaryota, Metazoa, Chordata, Mammalia, Rodentia, Sciuridae. Gene Ontology annotation, biological process: feeding behavior; neuropeptide signaling pathway.
CCCGAUUUCUGCACCCCAUCCACCCGCCCUCACACCUGGAAGAGGAGCGCCCCCACAGCAGAGCACUUGCCGCCCAGCCACGCCCGCUCGCCAGCCACCAUGCUAGGUAGCAAGCGACUGGGGCUGUCCGGACUGACCCUCGCUCUGUCCCUGCUCGUGUGCUUGGGUGCGCUGGCCGAGGCAUACCCCUCCAAGCCCGACAACCCGGGAGAGGACGCUCCAGCGGAGGACAUGGCCAGAUACUACUCGGCGCUGCGACACUACAUCAACCUCAUCACUAGGCAGAGAUAUGGAAAACGGUCUAGCCCUGAGACACUGAUUUCAGACCUCUUAAUGAGAGAAAGCACAGAAAAUGUCCCCAGAACUAGGCUUGAAGACCCUUCUAUGUGGUGAUGGGAAAGAACACUUGCUCUCCAAGCUUUUCCUAUUUUCAACCCAUAUUUCAUCCUGUAAAACCAGAGUCUGCCCGUCCUACCAGUGCAUGCAGCCCUUGUGCUGGAUUCUGCCAUGUUUACUUUGUCACCAUUGUAUAUAUGUGCAUUUAAA